This is a messenger RNA of Acytostelium subglobosum LB1, 1392 nucleotides long. RefSeq lists its product as hypothetical. The transcript has a single exon. Bases 1 to 1392 code for a protein of 463 amino acids. The record is from RefSeq and is a predicted model, not a curated record. Lineage: Eukaryota; Evosea; Eumycetozoa; Acytosteliales; Acytosteliaceae.
AUGCUUCAAACAGUCUAUCAAGCUUUCAACAAUGCAGUGGAGAGAGGACAGCUACACACGGUGAGGAGAAUCUACGAGUUUAUAUCCGUGCACCAUGACAAUGAAUUUGAUCUGUGCCUGUUCAAAUCUAUCGAACAUCCAUUGAGAGAUGGUCAUUUGGAGUUGGCACUCUUCAUCCUUGACCUAUCAUAUGUCGAGAAGGGCGAAGGAGAGAUAUGCGUUCGAGAGAUCCAUCAAUCGAUACUGUCAGUUGGCUUGUUGGAGAAGGUCAUGUCACACACAGAGUUGGAGUGCACUUUCGAUUAUGUGUUGGCCAACGCGAUACUCACUGGCAAGAAGGAUGUGAUCAACAUGAUGGAGAACAACAGGACUGGUGUGUUCAAGAACAACUAUCAAUAUGCACUUGGUGCCGCAGCCACUGUUGGUGAUGUGGUCAGUGCCACAAUGAUCAUGGACAAGCACAAUCAUCAUUGUUUACCAAUCAAGUACUUGAGCAAUGAUGGACUACUUGAUAAGAGUAGAGAAGAUAGUGAUAGUGACAAUGAUGAUGAUAACAAUGAAGGUUUCAUUGAUGAUUGGUCAAAUAUUCAUCCAGAUGUCGCUCAUGUAAUCGUUCAAAAGAUUGGAAUUGACUACUCAAGCCAACUCUGCAACAUCAUUAAGUCUCAUACCAAUCAACAGUUUGUUCGUGCAGCUGUCCUAUUGUGGCUUCCAAAUCGCGAUAGCCUUAAUAACAUGACGCUGUUGGAGUGUGCCGCCAAUCAAUCAUUUCAAACAUUCAAGUUGGUUCAUGAACUACUCGGCAACAUUAGAUUGACUCCUUAUGAAGCCUUUUCGAUCAUCAAAGUAUUGGGGAGCAAAACCAAUGUUGAGACCAUCAGGUACAUUGUAGACCUUGCACAAGCCUCAAGAUCAGAGAUAUCAGAUCGUUUCUCUUCCCUCAAAUAUGGUUUAGAGGAGAUCAUCAACCAAGAUCCAGAGGUAUUCGCCCUGCUGUUUGACUGUGGCGCAUUUCCUGAGCCAGAAUCACACAAUAGCGUGCUCAAUUUGAUUGACACGGCCUGUGCCACAGGAAACAUGGACAUGAUUAGAUGUAUUGAACAAAGAUACAACAACAACAACGACUUUACAAAGCGUAACUAUCUGUUUGUUCCAUCAUUCUUCUCAAUGGUUCUAGCAGCUAGAGGUAAUCAUCACCAUGUUCUCAACUAUCUCUUCUGCGAUGAACAAUCAUCAUACAGCCAAGUGAUGAUCAAACAUCCCACUCACUUCAUUCGAGUUCUCAAGAGAGUCCAACACGAAGCAUUCACCAAAGGAAACAUGAAAGUGAUCCGAAUGACUGCUAAACGAAUCAAUCAACUCCUAUCCAAUUCAAGAAUAUCCAUCAAAUAA